CUUUCCACGUGUUGGCCACGUCUCUUUGUCGAUUAACGCAGCAUGUGUUUCUUCCUACCGAUAUCUUAGUGUUCAUAAAUGACAAUGAUCUGACGGACUUUGGAUAUCCUCUCCCACACUUAUCAACUGAAACCCUUUCGGUAAUAUGCGAUUAGUCGUUUCACUACAACAAAGCUGGCCACAGCAGGUCAGACCAUGUCGUCACCGAUUCCAGAAACACCAUCCACUAUAGCAGAACCGUCGUCACUACUAAGAAUAGAAAGCGAAUCAAUACUAGGCGGUGAUGCGGAAUGGAAACACGCGGAGCUUGAUUUGAGCGAAUUACGGUCUAUCCACGUUCUUCAUACCCAUACCACGACCCUGGAAUUACAUGAUCUGGAAGACAAAUUGCUCGAAUGCAACGCGCCGCUGACCUACGAUCCUUCUGAGACGAGAAUAUUCCUCACCAAAAUUCGAUCCAAACGCCGAGUAGAACUGGAGCUUCGAUCCCGUGGAGUUUAUAUCGAGUCAGCAGAAAUAGCGCACGAUGAGCCGCCCAAAAAGCGGACGAAGUUAGAUUCUCAGGCGACGCUAUCUCAGCUCUCUGUGGACCAGAGCGAGGUGGACGAAGGUGUUGAAUCCAAUCAGGACGACUAUGCCCAAGUGCUGAGAGUCGAUUGGUUGAAAGAUUCUCUCGCUGCCCAGCGACUUGAAGCGUUUGAGCCUUACCAGAUAUUGGCAGGACGCAUUGGACGGGCCGCUGAGCACGAUAUUGUUGCUGGAUCAUCUUCUUUAAAACCCGCACCAAAGCAUGCGACGCAAUCGAUACUAAUACGUGCUCGGGAUGACGCCCCAACCGCUUCUGGGAGAGAGCAUCAAUGCCCCUAUCGUGGCGGACAUUUUCACUCCCGAACCAAACCUACUAUAUCACAAAAGCGUCCUGCCCCCCCUCUCUCACUCACUCAAUCCACCACUGGCUCCGAUGACGAAGCAGCCCUUCCUCCCGCCCCUGACUGGGUCAGGGAGAAGCUCAUCUACGCCUGCCAGCGGCGCCAUCCACGCAGCCCGCCGAACACCGAGUUCAUCGCCCUCCUCAAGCGGAUCAAGCUCGCACGGAUCCUCACAUCCGACGAGAUCGGCGUGCGCGCCUAUAGCACGGCGAUUGCGUCCAUGUGCGCCUAUCCGCAUGUCAUGCGGCGGACGGCGGAGGUUGCGCGGUUGCCUGGGUGCGAUGGGAAAAUCUCCGCCUUGUGGCAGGAGUGGCAUGAUACUGGGAGCUUGCAGGCGGUGCAAGAGUUCGAGAAAGACGAAGAGAUGAAGGUAGUGAGGCUCUUCUAUGACAUUUGGGGGGUGGGCUCAACGACAGCGAGGCAGUUCUAUGCGAGAGGCUGGAGAGACUUGGAUGAUGUAGUGGAGUACGGAUGGAGCACGUUGACUAGAGCGCAGCAGAUCGGAGUGAAGUUCUAUGACGAGUUCUUGAUUCCCAUUCCGUAUGAAGAGGUGGAGCGGAUCACGGCCGUGGUUUUGGAGCAUGCGAAGAGAGUGAGGGAUGAGGGAGUGGAGGCCAUCGUGGUCGGGGGGUAUCGCAAGCGGAAACCGGACGUCAUGGACGUGGAUAUCAUUCUGACCCACCGAAAGCUCGACGUUACCGCUGGCCUUGUUACAGACGUGCUCGCCAGUCUCGAGGAGUCCGGUUACGUGACACAUACGUUGGUUCUAAGCGAACAUAAUACCUCCAGAGGCCAAUCGACGCUCCCAUUUCGAGGAAACCGUGGCACCAGCGGCCCACUGGGAACUGGUAUAGGAUUUGAUACCCUUGACAAAGCGUUGGUCGUUUGGCAGGAUCCGCAUGCUGCACGUGAGGAAGGCGAAAGAGACGAAAGAGUCGUGGAAUCGGCGGACGAGAAAGUUAUAAAAAACCCCCACCGUCGAGUCGAUAUCAUCAUCUCGCCUUGGCGGACGGUCGGAUGCGCGGUUCUGGGAUGGUCGGCCGACACGACCUUUGAACGCGACCUCCGGCGAUACGCCAAGAGCAAGAAGCACUGGAAGUUUGACUCCAGUGGCAUACGGAGCCGAGAGAACGGCGCCGUAAUCCGAGCAGAGGGACCAGAAGGAGUUCCGGAUGGCUUGGGAUGGCUGGAUGCGGAGAAGAGGGUGUUUGACGCGCUGGAAUUGGAUUAUAUACCACCUGAAGAGCGAUGCACUGGAUGAGGCCAAGGGAAUAUACGAGACUGGUUACAUACCGAAUCUCGAAGCCCAAUUUCGAAUGUCCUGUGGUGUCUCCUUUCCCUGUGCCAUGAGUGGUG
Eremomyces bilateralis CBS 781.70 is the source of this 2285-nucleotide messenger RNA. RefSeq names its product Nucleotidyltransferase. Gene Ontology annotation, molecular function: DNA binding; DNA-directed DNA polymerase activity. The transcript has a single exon. Bases 196 to 2190 code for a protein of 664 amino acids. Gene Ontology annotation, biological process: double-strand break repair via nonhomologous end joining. NCBI's taxonomy places the organism in Eukaryota, Fungi, Ascomycota, Dothideomycetes, Eremomycetales, Eremomycetaceae. The record is from RefSeq and is a predicted model, not a curated record. Gene Ontology annotation, cellular component: nucleus.